AUGCGAUCCACAGAAGUUGCUAAGAGGUGCCAAGCAUAUAUUGAAGAAUUGUAUAAAGAUCCAUUAACGUCCAUCUUCAAAGAAAUUAAUCCUGAUGCCACAUAUCAAGAAAUUUGCCCGAUUCCGAUGGAUUUGAGAACAGUCAAAUUAAAACUCGAUGAAAACAAAUAUCAAAGCUUCAAUGAUUGGGUUUCCGAUAUGUUUCUUAUCUUUGAUAAUACAAUUAAAGUAUAUCAUAACAAAAAUCAAUUAUUAUCAAAUUCAGCGGAAUUUCACAAAGAGAGAUUAAAAAAAUUCAUAAAUAUGAUGACAAAUAUGAACUCAAGGAACUUAGAACAACACCUUAUCGAUGCGUAUUCUGAAUUGCAAAAGCUUCUUCUCGAUCCUCCAUCUCAUUCUUAUGUUUGUGAGAAUUUGAGAAAGAUUGAUUCAAUAUCUGCACUUCACCCAUUCACUGCAGAAAGAAUUACGAAACUAACAACAGGAAUUAACAACGCUUUGAAACAAAAUUCAGAUAAGUCGAAAGUAAUACUUGAAAAACUGAAGAAAGGUGGUUUAGUAAGCCAAAAAUCUCCAAAUAUAGAUCUUGCUCUUGCAGGAAGAGAUCUUUUGAGCAAUCUUGAGCAUUCUGUUUAA
Trichomonas vaginalis G3 is the source of this 636-nucleotide messenger RNA. Its product is annotated as bromodomain family. Gene Ontology annotation, molecular function: protein binding. Bases 1 to 636 code for a protein of 211 amino acids. NCBI's taxonomy places the organism in Eukaryota, Parabasalia, Trichomonadida, Trichomonadidae. The transcript has a single exon. The record is from RefSeq and is a predicted model, not a curated record.